ACGAAAACUUCGAUUUUGGUUCUCUAUCUCUUCAAAGCUUUGAUUCGUUUUCUCAAGAGCUUCGAUCUACGAUAGUUUUUUGAUACGGAGAAGAUCGUGAAGGUCUGUUUGAUUGUUUCGUAUUUUGUGUGUUGUUAACUAUUAUAACAUCAGAUCUAUCUGAUUCUUCUGAGGAAGACGAUAGGUCAUGUUUUUGUUCGAUUGGUUCUAUGGAAUCUUGGCCUCGUUAGGUUUGUGGCAGAAGGAGGCUAAGAUCUUGUUUCUUGGCCUUGACAAUGCCGGCAAAACUACUUUGCUCCAUAUGCUCAAAGACGAGAGAUUAGUUCAGCACCAGCCAACACAACAUCCCACCUCUGAGGAACUCAGCAUUGGCAAAAUUAAGUUCAAGGCCUUUGACUUGGGUGGCCAUCAGAUUGCUCGUCGAGUUUGGAAAGACUACUAUGCCAAGGUUGAUGCUGUUGUGUACCUAGUGGAUGCUUAUGACAAGGAAAGAUUUGUGGAGUCUAAAAGAGAGCUGGACGCUCUUCUAUCAGAUGAAGCCUUGGCAACCGUGCCUUUUCUUAUUCUUGGCAACAAGAUUGAUAUCCCUUAUGCAGCCUCAGAAGACGAGCUGAGGUAUCACUUGGGUCUGACUAAUUUCACUACUGGUAAAGGCAAUGUGUCUCUUGAAAACUCUGGUGUUCGUCCCCUUGAGGUCUUCAUGUGCAGCAUCGUUCGCAAAAUGGGAUAUGGUGAGGGUUUUAAAUGGAUGUCUCAGUAUAUCAAGUAAAGCAGUAUUACCAGACAGCAUUGCUUCACGGUUUUAUAUAUAUAAAUCAGAGACAUCUCAAAUUUUUCUAAUUCAAAUCAAAGCAAACAAGCAAGAUUCAACUUUGAAAAUCAAAGAAAACACAACUUUCCAAUCUGCUUCGUCAAACAGAAGUUACAUGUUCGUUUGUUCGCUACCAGUUCAGAUUCUUGACUUUUAUAAUGUAUAAUAUCCUAUCAAAACGUUUUCUUCAUACAGAACUUACAUGUUUAUUCGCUACCAA
Camelina sativa (false flax) is the source of this 1031-nucleotide messenger RNA. Its product is annotated as small COPII coat GTPase SAR1B. Lineage: Eukaryota; Viridiplantae; Streptophyta; Magnoliopsida; Brassicales; Brassicaceae. Gene Ontology annotation, molecular function: GTP binding; GTPase activity. Gene Ontology annotation, biological process: intracellular protein transport. The record is from RefSeq and is a predicted model, not a curated record.